ACUAGGUGAAUGUUUAUGACGUGUUGAAUUAAACGAAAUAUUUCUAAUCGAAGAAAUGAAACGUAGAGCCUAACGUGAUGGAUUUAAUAGUAUUAUUUGGGAUUGCUUCGGCACUGUUAGUUAUUUUAUUGUGUACCUGGUUAUUUACAAGAAAAGCAUCCUCAAAAGAAACAAAAAGCGAACAUGCUGGACCAUCUCGACGUAUCAAUCAUGGUGAAGCAGCAGAUUCAUCAAUACCACGCCGUGCACAAAUAGCCCGAAAUCAACGUAGAAAUGUACCACAAGCAUCCACAUCACAACAACAAGAUAGUGAAGACAGUGACGACGAAACCAAUCGACCAAAUCCAUUCGCGGGUGAAAAAAUGGGAGCCAAAAAGCGCGCCAAACUGGAAGCCAAGGCUGAAAAGAAACAGCAACGUGAAGCUGAAAUGAUCGCCAGAGAGGAGAAAAAGAAACGUGAUGAACUUAUUGCAGCCGAUCGCAAAAAGGCCGAAGAAGCUGAAGAGGCUGCAGAAAAGAAAAAAGAAGAACAGGAACGGUUAGCAAUGGAAGAAAAAGCACGCAAAGAACAUGAAGAAUACUUGAAAAUGAAGGCCAGCUUUCAAAUCGAAGAAGAAGGUUUUGAUGAAUGCGAUGAAGAUGAAAAAGAAAAUCUGCUAAAAACAUUCGUCGAUUAUAUUCAACAACACAAAGUGGUCAUACUGGAAGACUUGGCAACCCAUUUCAAACUAAAAACCCAAGCCGUUAUCGACCGUAUCACCGACUUGCAGAACGAUGGCAUUUUAACGGGAGUCAUUGAUGAUCAAGGCAAAUUCAUAUACAUUUCAAAGAAAGAACUAAAUGAUGUGAGUGAAUUUAUACGGCAACGAGGACGUGUAUCCAUCACCGAACUGGUGGAAAGUAGCAAUAACUUGAUAAAUUUGAAACCGAUAUCUGAUGAAGCCACAGCAAGUGCAUAAGUAAAAGAGUUAUUAUAAUAA
This is a messenger RNA of Contarinia nasturtii (swede midge), 980 nucleotides long. RefSeq names its product DDRGK domain-containing protein 1 (gene Ddrgk1). Bases 78 to 959 code for a protein of 293 amino acids. The record is from RefSeq and is a predicted model, not a curated record. Lineage: Eukaryota; Metazoa; Arthropoda; Insecta; Diptera; Cecidomyiidae. The transcript is spliced from 3 exons.